Molecule: messenger RNA, 1950 nt
Organism: Ipomoea triloba (trilobed morning glory)
Lineage: Eukaryota; Viridiplantae; Streptophyta; Magnoliopsida; Solanales; Convolvulaceae
Product: exocyst complex component SEC10b-like
Exons: 16
Biological process (GO): exocytosis; Golgi to plasma membrane transport
Cellular component (GO): exocyst; cytoplasm
Source: RefSeq, a predicted model, not a curated record
UAUUCUCUUUCCUUAUGCAUUGCUUUUGGAAAGCAGUUUAACAGGGGUACCAGCGCUAUGCAACACUAUGUGGGUUUACGUCCCAUGUUUGAUGUAGAGGUGAUGAAUGCAGAUGCUAAAUUGGUUCUUGGUGAUCAAGAGGCCCAACCUAGCCCUAGCAACAUUGCCCGUGGUCUUUCUACAGUCUAUAAAGAUAUCACAGACACUGUAAGAAAAGAAGCAGCCACUAUAACGGCAGUCUUUCCCUCUUCAAAUGAUGUUAUGUCAAUACUGGUCCAGCGUGUUUUGGAGGAUCGAGUUCCAAAACUUCUAGAGAAAUUCUUGGUAAAACCAUCUCUUCUUAAUCCACCUCCUAUGGAAGAAGGUGGUCUUAUACUGUAUCUCAGGUUAUUGGCUGUGGCAUAUGAAAAGACACAGGAACUUGCUAGAGAUUUACGUGGUGUUGGGUGUGGUGACUUGGAUGUUGAAGGCCUGACAGAAUCUCUGUUCCUUCCCCACAAAGAUAGUUAUAUUGAGUGUGAGCAAGCCUCUCUCAGACAACUUUACAAAGCUAAGAUGGAGGAACUGCGUGCUGAAAGCCAGCAGUCUUCGGAGUCAUCUGGGACAAUUGGACGGUCAAAGGGUGCUUCAGUUGCAUCGUCUCUCCAGCAGAUUUCUGUUGCAGCAGUAACAGAGUUUGUGCGUUGGAAUGAAGAAGCAGUAUCUAGAUGCACCUUGUUUUCACCACAUCCUGCGAUGCUUGCUGCCAAUGUUAGAGCUGUUUUCACCUGCCUUCUAGAUCAAGUUAGUCUAUAUGUUACAGAAGGCCUUGAGAGAGCCAGGGAUAGCCUUACUGAAGCUGCAGCUUUAAGGGAAAGAUUUGUGUUGGGAACAAGUGUUAGUCGAAGGGUUGCUGCAGCAGCUGCUUCUGCUGCGGAAGCAGCAGCUGCUGCUGGUGAAAGCAGUUUCAAAUCUUUCAUGGUGGCUGUUCAACGUUGUGGAAGCAGCGUGGCUAUUGUUCAGCAAUAUUUUGCCAACUCUAUUUCCCGGCUUUUGUUACCUGUGGAUGGUGCCCAUGCUGCUUCAUGUGAAGAAAUGGCAAAGGCAAUGUCCAGUGCGGAAGGUGCUGCUUAUAAGGGGCUUCAACAAUGCAUUGAAACUGUUAUGGCUGAGGUGGAACGUUUGCUAUCAACAGAACAAAAGACAACAGAUUUUCGGUCACCUGAUGAUGGCAUUGGCCCAGAUCAUCGACCAACAACUGCCUGUACAAGAGUUGUUGCAUACCUAUCCCGAGUGCUUGAAUCUGCAUUUACUGGGCUUGAUGGGCUAAAUAAACAAGCUUUCCUCACUGAACUGGGCAAUCGCCUUCACAAAGGGUUGCUUAAUCAUUGGCAGAAGUUUACCUUCAAUCCUAGUGGGGGACUCCGCUUGAAGCGUGAUAUAACUGAGUAUGGGGAGUUUGUUCGUAGUUUCAAUGCCCCCUCAGUUGACGAGAAAUUUGAAUUGCUGGGCAUCAUGGCAAAUGUCUUUAUUGUUGCUCCUGAAAGCCUUUCCUCUCUGUUUGAGGGAACCCCAAGUAUUAGGAAAGAUGCACAGAGGUUUAUUGAGCUUCGGGAUGACUACAAAAGUGCGAAACUUGCAUCUAGAUUUAGCUCCUUGUUUGGGUAGAAGUCGAUACUAAGCGAUGUGGUGUAGAGGCAACUCUAAAGACUGUUUCAGCUCACAAUGACAAUGUUGUUGUUAUGUUUGUACCUGGUACUGAAUGCAUUGGGCAUUUUGCAAGUGAUGAUUUGACAGUUCUGUAAAUUCAGAGGAUUGCAAAAUUAGACAAAAGGAAGGUCGGUAAGGUAUAUGAGUGACCCAUUUUUUUAAAAUUUAUUUUCUGGAUUAUGAGUAAUUUUAUGUUUGAAAAUUCCGUUGGUUAAGUGUGAAUUUUUCUGGAAACCAAAGGUGUCCGAGUUUAAGGAUUUA